AUGUUGAUCGGCAGCGGUACUGCAGGCAACUUCGGAAGUUUCAACGUGGACCAUCCGGGCGGGCCCAGCAUCAUCAGCGGGAUACAGGGAUCGCCUCACCACGCGAGCACCGCCAGCCAGCCCCAACAGCAUUCGCCAGGUUCGUCGUCGGGCGGCGGUGGCGGAGGCAGCGGUGGUGCCGGAGGAGGUAGCGCCAUGACGCCACUGUUGCCGUCGUUCGGGUUCACCCAGGAACAGGUGGCUUGCGUGUGCGAGGUGCUCCAGCAGUCCGGCAACAUCGAGCGGCUUGGCAGGUUCCUGUGGUCGCUGCCCAGUUGCGACAAGCUGCACAAGCACGAGAGCGUGCUCAAGGCAAAGGCCAUCGUGGCGUUCCACCGCGGUAACUUCAAGGAGCUGUACCGAUUGCUGGAGAGCAACCAGUUCUCCGCCCACAACCACCCCAAGCUGCAGGCGCUCUGGCUCAAGGCGCACUACGUGGAGGCCGAGAAGCUCAGGGGCCGCCCGCUGGGUGCGGUCGGCAAGUACCGGGUACGCCGCAAGUUCCCUCUACCCCGGACCAUAUGGGACGGCGAGGAGACCAGCUACUGUUUCAAGGAAAAGUCCCGGAUGGUGUUGCGCGAAUGGUACGCCAGCAACCCGUAUCCGAGCCCCAGGGAGAAAAGGGAAUUGGCAGAGGCCACAGGAUUGACCACGACCCAGGUAUCCAACUGGUUCAAAAACCGAAGGCAAAGGGAUCGGGCGGCUGAACAGAAAGAUGGGUGA
This is a messenger RNA of Macrosiphum euphorbiae (potato aphid), 762 nucleotides long. The record is from the annotation of a GenBank genome assembly. NCBI's taxonomy places the organism in Eukaryota, Metazoa, Arthropoda, Insecta, Hemiptera, Aphididae.